Verruconis gallopava is the source of this 3790-nucleotide messenger RNA. RefSeq lists its product as hypothetical. Bases 413 to 3697 code for a protein of 1094 amino acids. The record is from RefSeq and is a predicted model, not a curated record. Lineage: Eukaryota; Fungi; Ascomycota; Dothideomycetes; Venturiales; Sympoventuriaceae. The transcript has 2 exons.
AAAUGCUUUCACGCUUCUGCACUUCCGUGGAAUUACAGCACCUUCUACAUCUCGCAACUUUUGCACAUAAGAUGCCUCGUGUUUCGUAGAUACGCAACGGCCGCCUUGAUCAAUUCCACCUGCCGAAUCUUGCAACUUCGAGAAGAGCCCAAGUGCAAGCGAGCUCACGGACUGCCUGCUUCAUUCAACGGCGAACCAUGCUGCUAGUCUCAUGCCUCUCUGCCCUUCUUACCAUCGGAACAUGCGCAACGUGAGCGUGUGCGACUAAAUGUGGCGAUGAAGUCGAGAAAACAUUCGCACCUAGAGCGGAGGCGAACUGAAAGAGAAAGUGAACAGCGAAAAGGUCGCCAGAGCCGGCACAUCCCACAACCAUUCGUGCGUUGUUCCUCUGUGCUAGGGACGACUCCAACGAAUGGCUCAGUACCUUGACUUGGAGUUUCCUACGCUUGCUCCUCCCAGUUCGUCAGCCUGCUCCUCUUCCGCCCCUGCUGUUCCCAGCCCGCGUGUUGAGAACCUUGCGUCAAACUCGCACUCCGAAUGGCAAACACACCAUGUAGUAGCCGAGUCGCCCUCGAUCAUCAGCCUUCCGACAUCUACUCCUUCAGGUCCUUCACAGCUGAACUUAGCUUCGAGACUCAAUGGCACCCUGUUCGUUCCCAUCAUCGCUUCGAAUUCUGAGGGUGAAAUCUGCGCUUCAGAGUCCGAAACCGAUUCGUUGGAUGGCUCGCCAGUACACUUGAAAGAGCAAAGUGACGCCAUACAGGCUUUGCUAAACCGCAAUUUGACCGGCGAAAGCACAUUCGACCGUGGAGACAUUGGUCUGCUGCACUUGGAUCGCGCCGUGUUCGAGAACAAUUUAUUGGGUGUCAUGAAGGAACACAUUGAACGUGCCGGGCCGCUUCUUGCGGGGCCUAUUCCGCCAAGGAGACGCUCCGCAAGUGGCAGUGACGAGGCUCAAACUUGGAAGUCAACGUUUACGCUUAAAUCGUCGUUAAGCAUGUCUGGCGCGAGCAAGGAAGUAGAAAAGAUCAAAAACUCGGCGGCGUUCAUAUACACCGUCAAUUUGGCUCCAACGGGUAGCGAUGUGUGGCCAGACAUACGUGAUCCAUCGAAGGCUCCUGCAAGAUACUCUCCGAUCUCACUCGAAUACCCCUCUGCGUGGUCUGGGUCUCAAGCGCGAAUAUUUACGUGGAAGAUAAAAUAUGCACAAUGUGAUGGUGGCGGCAAGCUGAACGACGAGAUCAGCACGAAACUGAUUUGGCCGAUGAAAGCGCUGCCAAGCGAAAUCUACUAUCUAAUUGCGGACUCGCUCUCCCGCGACGACAUCAAGGCCAUGCGUUUAACUUGCAAAGAAUUCGAACACCAAAUAUCAAGCCUUCUCUUCAAAACAGUCGUCGUGCCCUUCAACACAGAAAUAUACGGCAUGUUAAAUGACAUAGCGUCGAUCAAGAACAGAGUAAAGUCAAGCGGCAAGGGCAAAGCUAAAGCAACUAUGCCACCCUCGUUAGCUUUCUGGGAAAACUCCAGAGACGAGGACAUCUACACAGGUCACGGUAUCGAUGUAUUUAGAAGCUUUGGUUCGCGAAUAAGGCGCUUUGGCAUGUGCUUCGAAGUGCGUGAGGAAGUACUUGCGGAUCCUCCGCUGAAAGGAAUGCGCGAAGAUCAUAAAAGCUACUGGGGCGUCUACCAGUGGCCGUAUCCUGAAUACAGACGAUUUGAUCAGGUGGCGGGUUUGGAGGACGCUGCGGACGAGACUCCAAAGAUGAAGACUGCGUUUUCAUUUCUUACUGAGGUGCAAGAACUCGCUUUGAGCCUCGAUGCGGGCUUGGGAUGGCUUUCUGGUCCAGAUCGCAGCAUAAGGUCUAGAGUUCUCGGCUCGCGACGUCCAAUCUUUGGCGCUGCUAAGCCAAUCCGUGAUCGAUGUCAGGAGGCGAGGCAUGCAUUGUGGCAAUACCUCAAUGAAUGGGCUUCAAGGAAUGCAAAUGUUGAGCUGAAGCACUGCACAAUAGCCGCAAUGAAGUUCGAUGGACUAAUGUCGCAAAACUCGAACCCGCUAGGGAACCUGGAUUCUAUUUGCGAGUCAGAAUUACCCUUCAUGGACAUGCAUGAUUUGACUGACCCGACUGUCGAAGUACUUCCUUUCUUCCCAGAUCUCUCUCCACAAUCCAAAAUUGGCUCGUCUCUCGCUGCUGAUGCCGUGACGAUGGAUGGACAGCAUUCAAACAACAAUGCCUUCGAGAAAUCCAAGUCGAAUCCCCAACCUUUAGAGAGUGGUGUUUUUUUUGUCCAAGAAGAUAGUCUUGAUCCCGACCGCCUUGAGCGUCACCCAAUCAUCCCAGCAGAACUUUCCAAGCUACAGAAAGAAUGGCUUCUGGAGACAGAAUGGGCACAGCGUGCUUUCCUCUCCUCGUGGCUGAUAGCCGUGGUGGACAAUCAGCACGCGUUUAAGCAUGUCCACACCCUCAACUUCUCCAGCAUUUCAAGUCGCUUUCUGCUCUCGCUGUGCCGGGAGGAUUUUUGGCGUGCGUUGCCACAGCUAGAGAAUGUUGCAAUUAGCGUAAUUCCCGACUACAGAGACGUUGUCAAGGACAGUGCUGGCUUCGUAAACGCGCCAUGUAUCUCACUUGCCUCUGCUGUCUGGUUAUUGCACAAGUUAUUGGCAGAGAUGAUUGCCUUACGAUCAACCAUCAAGUCACUCACCGUCGGUUGGGCAAGUGGUGGUGAGUUGGCGCAAGGACUUAUGGCUCGAAACAAGAAUCUUAUGCCUGCCCCGGGUCUCCCGCCGGAGUGGCUUCGGAGUGCUGAGAGUCUCGCAAACAAGCAGCUUUUAGAGGAUCGCUUUCUCAAAUUUCCACACCUUAGGGAGCUCAAGCUUAAGAAUUGCUGGCUUUCGCCACAUGCGCUAGUUCACCUUGUUCAAGAACAUCCAGCACUUGAGCGGCUUUGUCUCGAAUCCGUCAGCUUGACAGCUGAGCUGAUACAUAGCCCUGCCCAAAACGCUGGGCAACUUAUGGCUGCGGCUCCGCAAAUACAAGCUCCGCUUAUAUCACAAAACAAUAUUCCUCUCCACGGUGGAUAUAUUGGACUCCCGAACAGUCAGCACUUACCCCAAGCCGCAUUCGUACAAUCUGCUCAAGGUUCGAGCAAUCCAGCUUUUGUCCCAGGCCCUCAUCAAGUCCCCCCAGAGCAGCCAAAUUUUGCAAACCGCGACUGGUUGUCCCCGCGGAUUGGAUCAUGGCCUCAUGUUCUGGAUUCGAUCUCGCCUGGCGUCACGCUUGCAGCGUCAGGAAGCACAAUGAGUCCUAUGAAUAUUCCUUCAUCAGUGCCAAAUCACGCUCUCCAUACACUAUCUCUUAGAUCAUGUGGCUACUGUCGUCUCAACAAUUCACGUCUGGAUGAGUCCUCAAUUCCCGUUCCUACCUACGAGGGUGGCUCCGGGUGGUUUCAGCGCAGGUCCGCUGCCUUGAGCAAGCUCAUGCUCGUCGCUAAAGGAUACAUCACGGCGGACAUCGUUCAAGCCCUUCCUCGAAAUGAAGAACACGCACUCACAAUGGGCUUUGAACUGAGUUUGGGCUGGCCGGCCGAAUGGGCAGACGAAGUAGACGCUCCUUUGUACGAUGCUUGCCUGGCGGGUGGGAGCGGGAGAUUCCACGGGAUUAUCACUAGAGAUUCUCGGAUAAAAAUCGCACCAAAAUAGCUGCUGAGGGUACUGUAUGUAUUUCUGCAGAUGUUUAAAUUGUCUUGUUCGAUACUUGAAAAGUGAUGAUGACGAGACCAAAAUCUGAAUCCG